AUGGUGAAGACACGGAAUGCAAGCCGUAGGAGUCAACGGGUAGACUAUAAAGAAAAACAGGAAUCUAACCUCGAGCCCGACACACUUGUCUCCAGCGAAUCUAGCGACGAUGAGGAGAAAGGCGAUGCGCCUAUAUGGUUAAGUGAAAAUAAUGAACUCGGGGUCCAAGACGUUGAUCUAAGUUCUGGGGACGAAGAAGAUGACACAGAGUUAAAUAACUUGAUCCAAGAGCAGGAGUCGAAACGCCAAGAAGCACAAUUGAAGAAGGAUGAAGAGGAAAAAUCAGAGGAAGAAUUCGACGAUACCACUGUCUCUAUGAAACUCAACAGGCUGCAGGAGUUCGUAAAGCAGAGUCAGGUUUAUUCAAGAAUUAUCGCAGAUACUUUGCUCACACGGUCGCAGGAAAGGCAGACGGAGAAAGAGGCGAAAGAGCCUCCCAGAAAGCGCACAAAAGUCACUGACUUUUUCAGAAAGAGCAAGAAGGAGCCGGUCGCGGACAGUGAAGAACCGGAACCAGUGUUGCACCAACAACCUUCAAUGCUAAAGAACUGUCAGUUAAAACCCUACCAGCUCGAGGGCGUCAACUGGCUCAUAACGCUUUAUGAGAAUGGGCUGAAUGGAAUUCUAGCAGAUGAGAUGGGGCUGGGCAAAACGUUGCAGAGCAUAGCUCUCCUUGCCUUUAUUACGGAAAUGGAUACCGGUGGACCGUUCCUUAUCGCAGCUCCAUUGAGCACACUUGAUACGUGGGUUAAUGAGUUUUCUAGAUUCGCGCCUGAUAUUAAAGUUUUGAAGUAUUAUAGUUCUCAGGGCCAGCGUCAGCGCCAGCAACUUCUGAAGGACUUUUUCCGGAAAACCAAAAAUGAGGGCGUAAUUGUAACCUCUUAUGAGGUGAUCAUUCGGGACAUAGAGCAAAUUCUAUCAUACCAAUGGAAAUUCUUGAUUGUGGAUGAAGGUCAUCGUAUCAAGAAUAUCAAUUGCAAGUUGAUACGAGAACUAAAACGUAUCAAUACAUUAAAUCGACUCUUGAUCACCGGCACAGCUUUACAGAAUAACUUAAGUGAGCUCUGGUCACUUCUCAACUUUAUAAUGCCUGACAUUUUUGCGGACUUCGAAAUAUUCCACAAAUGGUUUGAUUUUAGCGAUCUGGAAUUGAAAAGCUCAUCCCAAGGACUCAAUAGACUUAUAAACGAUGAACUCGAGAAGAACCUCAUCUCUAAUUUGCACACCAUUUUGAAGCCAUUUUUGUUGAGAAGACUGAAGAAAGUUGUGCUUGCCAAGAGUCUUCCACCGAAGCGAGAGUACAUUGUUAACUGUCCGUUGACUCCGAUUCAGAGGAAGUUUUACAAAGCUGCACUGGGCGGGAAGUUAAAACAGGCAAUCUUCAAGCAGGCAAUAAAGAACUUUUUUACCUUGAACCAGGACCAGAUAGGCUGUGUUAGUAACAAGUCCAUUCGGGAAUUUUUAGAAUGGAGGCUAAAACAUGGUCGGGAGGAGCCCGAGACCAAGGUACUACGACAGAUGAAUGAGCUCUACAAUCAGCAUAUCCACCGCGCACUUCUGCACAAGAGGCUUCAAAACCCCAUGAUACAACUUCGGCAGGUGGUGGACUCUACACUGCUUUUCUUCUUUCCAUUCCUAGACCCUGAACAUCUGACCCUUGAAUUCUUGCUUCAGACCUCGGGCAAGCUGCAAAUUCUUCAGCAACUGGUACCUCCCUUGGUCGCGAAGAAACACAAAGUCCUGAUCUUCACCCAGUUUGUAAGUAUGCUGGACCUAAUUGAGGAUUGGUGCGAACUGAAUGAAAUCAGGGUAUGUCGCAUUGAUGGUUCAAUGGACAACGAAGCGCGGCAGGAACAUAUAGAGCGUUUCAACGACGGACACGAUUCUUACGAUGCGUUUCUCAUAUCCACCCGCGCGGGCGGGCUCGGUAUCAACUUGACUGCUGCCGACACGGUGGUACUUUUCGAUAGCGACUGGAACCCACAAGUGGACCUGCAGGCCAUGGACCGCACGCAUCGUAUCGGACAGACCAAGCCCGUGAUUGUGUACCGCCUAUGCUGCGACAACACAGUGGAGCAUGUCAUCCUAACAAGAGCAGCAAGUAAGCGCAAGCUCGAGAAAAUGGUAAUUCAACUUGGCAAUUUUGGUACCCUCAAACGUCUUGCUGGCAACGAGAGUUCGUUCAUCAGCCAAGGCCAUACUCCUGCAAACUCGAACAAAGAGCUUAUGCACGAACUCUCGCAGCUUCUGAUGAGUGAUGAGUCAAGUAUAAGUGGGUUUCCCAGGAGCGGAAACCCAGAGCUAACUACAGAUGAACUAGCCGAGUUGUUCGACCGUUCUGAAAAAGCUUUCCGGAUUGAAAACGCAAAAAAAGAGUGGCCACACAUACGGCUGUUCGAGAGCACUACAGCCGCAAAAUAG
Lachancea thermotolerans CBS 6340 is the source of this 2421-nucleotide messenger RNA. It is a transcript of the gene IRC5, whose product is annotated as putative ATPase. NCBI's taxonomy places the organism in Eukaryota, Fungi, Ascomycota, Saccharomycetes, Saccharomycetales, Saccharomycetaceae. The record is from RefSeq and is a predicted model, not a curated record. Gene Ontology annotation, cellular component: nucleus. The coding region runs from base 1 to 2421 and encodes 806 amino acids. Gene Ontology annotation, molecular function: ATP binding; ATP-dependent chromatin remodeler activity; DNA binding. The transcript has a single exon.